This is a messenger RNA of Nicotiana attenuata, 546 nucleotides long. Its product is annotated as merozoite surface protein CMZ-8-like. The coding region runs from base 1 to 546 and encodes 181 amino acids. Lineage: Eukaryota; Viridiplantae; Streptophyta; Magnoliopsida; Solanales; Solanaceae. The record is from RefSeq and is a predicted model, not a curated record. The transcript is spliced from 4 exons.
AUGGCUAACGAGCCUCAAACCAUGGCAACUGAAAUAGGUCAAUCACUAUCUCCCAUUCCUUUUCCUCUGACUCCAUCUUCACCACCUACAACUCCAGCUCCAGCUUCACCACCUACAGCUCUUGUUCCACCGCAUAUAGCUCCAGUUCCACCUCCUAGUCCAGUUCAACCUUCUACAGCUCCACCACUCCUGACUUAUCAUCAUUGUCCACGGCCAACAUCAAGCCCAGCUGAUUUACGUCCUGCACCUGACCCUGCUAAUACUACGGACUUCUCUCCUCUUAGUCAACCGAUUGCACUCCGGAAAGCUGAAGCACUGUCUCAUCCAGGGAGGCGACAUGCUAUAAUUGAUGAGAUGUCUGCAUUACAUACGAGUGGUAAUUGGGAGCUUGUUCCUAUUUCGUCGGGUGUCGAGUAUGUAGUUCGAGUGAGUCGUUUGUCGACUCGAGUUCCAAUCGAGGCUCGUUCGUGGUUGCUAGUUGCUGUUUCUUGGCUGCUGUGUGCUUCAGAUUUUCACCGCCGAAGUUCUUUGUAUUUCUACUCCUGA